Messenger RNA from Penicillium arizonense, 2628 nucleotides. Its product is annotated as putative RNAPII degradation factor Def1. Gene Ontology annotation, molecular function: ubiquitin binding. Lineage: Eukaryota; Fungi; Ascomycota; Eurotiomycetes; Eurotiales; Aspergillaceae. Gene Ontology annotation, cellular component: cytoplasm; nucleus. The record is from RefSeq and is a predicted model, not a curated record. The transcript has 2 exons. Bases 1 to 2628 code for a protein of 875 amino acids.
AUGUCCGAAAUUCAGAACCGGUCCUCCGCUUCGCGGGGCAGAGUAUCCGCCCGUGGCGGCCGUGGCGGCUUCAGCUCCAGAGGUGGUCGUGGUGGAAGCAGCAGAUCUGCAAACGAUAACUCAGACGUCUCAUCCUUCGAGGAAGGCGAAAUUGGACAGAUGAAGAAGAAGUACUCCGACACUCUGCCUAUGCUUAAGGAAAUGUUCCCCGACUGGAAGGACGAAGAUCUGGUCUUUGCUCUGGAAGAUUCGAACGGCGAGCUCUUGGAAGCAAUUGAGCGCAUUAGUAAUGUGUCUCAGUGGGGCAAGGUUGAGAAGAAGACCGCAGACCGGACUCGCCCUAAGCCCAAGGAGGCUCAGAACCCCCCGACCGAAACGAAUGCAGCUUCGGCCCGUGCUACGCGUGGCCGUGGUGGACUAGAGACUCGUGGUGGUCGUGUUCGCGCAGACCGGGGCCGUGGCGGUCGCGGUGGCCGUGCUGGAGCUGGAGCUGCUACGAACGGAACUCGCCCUGUGGCUAGUGCUGUAGAGACUUCCGCGCCCGCUCCUACAACUGCUACUACAUCUGCAUGGGACACGCCCAAGACGGAGGAGAACAACGCAGAGGCUUCAACCGGUGGGGCAUGGGGGUCCACCGAGUCGCCUGAAACCCAGAGCAGUGUGAUCCCGGAGGGAACAAAGAAGGGGUGGGCUAGUCUCUUCGCCAAACCAGCCCCUCCUCCGCCUCAGAAGAAGCCUCAGCCUGCUGCCCCUGCUCCUGCUUCCGAGCAGCCUGCCGAGCCCGUCGCUGAACCAUCCGUUCCUGCUCCUGCCCCCGCUCCCGAACCUGCUCCAGUGCCCGCCGCUUCGCAGAAGACCCCCGUCGCAAAGCCCACUCAACCCGUCAUUCCCGCCGUUCCUAACACCUCUGCCAACCAGCUCAAGAACGACUUGACUGAGACCAACCUCGAACGUAUUCCCGAUGUGUCCGCUCCCGCUCCCACUGCGACCGCCGCCAGCACCGUUGGCAGUGGUAUCGACCCCGCUGCUGCUGCCGCCGCCGCUACACCCUCCCGUUUCUCCUCUUCUGCCUAUCCUCCUAGCGCUACCAAGCAGGGCCGUACCCCUGGUCUCCAACGCCGUGUCAUGGAGCAGCAGCAGGCUGUCGUCAUGCCCGGUAACCACGCUGUGGACCGUGCUGCUGUUCAGUUCGGUAGCAUGGGCUUGAACGGCGACGCAGUUGACAUUGAUGACAACCGCGAGGAGGCUGAGACCCGCGCUCAGCCCCCUCAACACUCCCCCGUUGCUCCUCGUGCCUCCCUCCCUCCCACCCAGGGUCCUCCCUCCAUGGAGACUGGUGCUGCUGGGCGCCCCGCCCCUGGCCUGCCUCCGGUCCCCCAGGCCUCUACCGCCGACUCCUUCAACGACUUUGCCCGUUACUCUGAGCCUCAGCAGAAGCCCUUCGACCCCUUCACCCAGCAGGUCACCCAGCCCCAGCCUCAGAUCCCUGAGCCUUUCGCCAACCAGGCCCAGGCUCCUGUCCAGCCUACCGCUACUACUGGUAGCGAGUACUCUCCCUUCUACGCCGCCGACCAGCAGCGUUUCCCCUACAACUACUACGGCAGCUACGGCCAGACCCAGGAUGCCCCCGCCGGACCCCGCGCUGGAGCCGGAUUCGGUGUCUCUGGUGCCGAAGCCCAGCCCCAGAUCCCUACCACGCAGCCUCCAAGCCGCUACGGCCCUGUCGAUGCCAACAACAGCGGACACAACACCCCCAAUCCUACUCUCCCCGCCACGCAGCAAACCCCCACUGCUCAGCACAUGCCUGGCCAGACCGCUCAGCACGGUUAUGGUGGCUAUGGCUACCCCUACUACAACAAUCCCCACUACGCUUCGUACAUGAACCAGAUGACGCAGCAGCAGUACGGCCGCAAUCGUCCCAUGUAUGAUGAUGCCCGCCGCUACGAAGACCACUAUAUGCAGCAGCAACAACAACAGCAGCAGCAGCAGCACAACUCGCAGUACUACGGCAGCCAGUACGGUCCAUAUGCUGGCAAGGGUGGCAUGUACGGUCAGCCCCACGCUGGCUUCUCCUACGACCAACACUCUUCUUCCCCCGCCAACGCCGGUAGCUUUGCCCAGGCUGUUCCCGGCCGUGACUCCGUCUACGGCCGUACCGGCUCUGCUCAGCCUUCCGACAGCCAGCAAUCUGCCACCGGCUCUAACGCCUUCGGCACCGGAAUGUCUGAUGUCUUCGGCCGCUCUCAGGGUAGCUUCGGCCAGAACCCUCCCAUCGCCGGACAGGCCCCCGUGGCUACCGACGAGACCAAGGGCUUCGAAGCCCCCAAGGCCGGUGGACCUAGCCCGUCCCUCGCCCAGAACCGCCCCGGGUCUGCUACCAACAGCGUCCCCGGACAGCCCCAGGCUCAGAGCGGUAUCCCCCCUCUCCAGGGUCAGCAGACUCAGGCCUUCGGCAGCUACCCUCAGCUGAACCCCCAGUACGGUGGACUCGGUGGACUCGGUGCCCACCAGGGCGCAGCCACUCAGGGCCACCAGGCUACUGGCUACGGCAGCUACGGUGCCGGCUUUGCUAACUACUAUGGCAACUCCAACAACCGUGGCGGCUGGGGUGGCAACUACGGCCACUAA